AUCGAGAAUAUUUCAUGACAUGCGCAGUAGGAAAACAAAACCAAACUCCAAAGCUGGUUUAGCAAAAGUUUAGCUCUACUGCAUCUUCUUCUUGGCAUAAAAUAGAAGCUUUCGCUAUGGUUGUGAAACGAUUUUAAACUUCUGACCAAGUAGAACGGUGAAGACCUUCAUGUUGAGCUUGGAUAUCAAGGUGGAAUUAAAUAUUGUCCCCCAGAUGUCUAUAUUGGAAAUUGAAAGGUGAAAAUAUUUAUGACCAAGAUAAAAUAGGAUUAUACUGAGACAAAAUGACUGUGUCUGUACGAGGUGGAGUUCCACUUGAUCAAACUCCACCAACUGAUGGUACGAACCAGGAGGGAGAACAACAGGCAGGUGAGGGUGAAAGUUCAGAGGCAACACAAGAAAUAGCUGAAGAGGAAAAUGAAGAAAGUGAAGUUUUGGUGGAUGAAAAUGGGGAUGUUGUAUUUCCUGCGGAAGAACUUGCUAAGUUGGAUGAAAUGAUUACACGUCAAAAAUGGGUUGUACCUGUAUUACCAAAAUGUGAACUAGAAGUGUUAUUAAGAGCAUCCAUAAAACUUUGUCGAGCAGGUCUUGAUACAAAAAGUGAGCCUUGCCAAAGAUUUUUCAGAGAAGGCUUGAAUAUGUCCUUCCAGAAAAUUUUAAAUGAUGAUGCCGUUCACAGUUGGAAAUAUGAAAUUCAGAAAUGUAUAUAUGAUUCAACAAAACUACUAAUAGAACUUUGUGUAACAAAACUUACUCAAGAUUGGUUUGUUUUAUUGGAUAUGUUAGCUCUGGCACUAAAUCCUCAUUGUCGGUUUCAUAUCUAUAAUGCAGGGAGGGGAGCUUCAAAUUAUGGCCAAGGGGCACAGAGUGAAGUUGAAAUAUUUGCAGCUCCAAGAACAUCAAAGGGAUGGCUCAUUGAUUUUGUAAAUCACUUUGGUAUGUUGGGAGGUUUCAAGUUGCUGCAAGAACGUAUUUGUGAAGGUGGAUCGUUAUCUGUCUCACUGCUUGCUGCCCUGAUUAGGCCUUUUGGUCAAUGUGCUCAAGUUCUUUGCCCUGGAACAGUAAAGAAGUAUUUUCUACCUGUCAUUGAAUGUGUACAAAAGUUCCUGGAUAAUUUAACGAAUGAGGAACUGAAAAAGGAAACGAAGAAUGAGUCAAAAAGCGAUUCACUAUCGUCAAUCAUCAAGGCAUUAAAGUCAUUAGCCGCGAAACUUCCAAAAGAAGAAGACGUGGGAAAAGAUUUAGAAACGUUUAGAUUGAAAAUGAUUUUUAGAUUAUUACAAGUAUCUUCUUUCAAUGGAAAAAUGAAUGCUCUAAAUGAGAUAAAUAAAGUCAUAUCGAGCGUAUCAUACUAUUCUCAGCGACAUAUGGAUGAUGAAGAAUGGCUUACAGCUGACAAAAUGGCCGAGUGGAUACAUGAAAACGACGUACUUUCAAUAGUACUAAAAGAUAAUCUUCAUCAGCCUCAAUAUGUUGAAAAACUUGAAAAAAUUAUCAGAUUUGUGAUCAAGGAAAAAGCUUUAACACUGAAAGACCUCGACAACAUCUGGAGUGCUCAGGCUGGUAAACAUGAUGUUAUCGUAAAGAAUAUCCAUGACCUGCUUGCGAAAUUAGCCUGGGAUUUUUCUGCUGAACAGUUAGAUCAUUUGUUUGAGUGCUUUCAGGAAAGUUGGACAAACGCAAGCAAAAAACAGCGGGAAAAAUUGCUCGAACUGAUUCGAAGAUUAGCUGAAGAUGACAAAGAAGGUGUAAUGGCACAUAAGGUUCUUGGUUUGUUGUGGAAUUUGGCUCACAAGGAUGAUGUCCCAACAGAUAUAAUGGACCAAGCUUUAAACGCACACAUCAAAAUUCUUGACUAUAGUUGUUCUCAGGAUCGAGACUCGCAGAAGACACAGUGGAUUAACAAAUGUGUUGAAGAGCUGCGUAAUGAUACCUGGGUGUUACCUGCUAUCAAACAAAUUCGAGAAAUAUGCUGUCUGUUUUAUGAGGCUCCUCAGAAUUAUUCACAUACUCAAAAGAAUCCACAUGUGUUUUAUCGUCAUGAAGUACUGAACGAUUUACAAACCCAACACCGGUUAAUAUCAGUAAUGGCAGAAAAUUUAAAGAGUUACAUGUCCAAAGUCAGAAAUCUUGAACUGGAUAAAACAUCAGAUCCCAAUGAUUUGUCACUAGAUGGCAGAUAUUCUCAUGUGCAACAAGUACAGAAACGCCUUAGUUUUCUUAGGUUUAUCCUUAAAGACGGACAGCUUUGGUUGUGCGCGCCAGAAGCUAAAAUUAUUUGGGAAGCCUUAGCUGAGAGUUCUGUCUUUCCCAGUGACAGAGAAGCUUGUUUUAAAUGGUUUUCAAAGCUUAUGGGCGAAGAGCAAGAUUUAAAUCCAGAAAUUAGUGGGAUGUUUUUUCAAAGCAAGGUCUUGAAAAUGGACCAAAGUUGCUUGACAGAAAAUGGAAUGGAAUGUUUUGAACGAUUUUUUCAAAAAGUGAAUGUCAAGGAAGGAAAAUUUGUUAGUAAACGUCGUAUGUUAGUUAUGGAUGAUCUUGAUUUAAUUGGAAUUGACUAUCUGUGGGAGAUUGCCCUCAAGGGGUCGGAGAGGAUUGUGGGAAGAGCUGUAAAUUUAUUGAAGCAAAGUUAUACAAACCUUGGUCCGAGGCUACGAGCGAAUCAGGUGGAUAUUCACGAAAAGAUAAUUCAAAAAUGUAUGCAUCACCUACAGCCGUCCUUUGAAGUUCUCCAACAAGAAUCAGCAGAUAAGAAAAACACUAAAAAUAAAGCGAACGACUCCAAAAUCCGUGAAGCGGCGUUGCGCAUUGUCAGGUGUUUGACUGUUUUGAGAGAAUAUAUCGCUGAAUGUGAUGAUGAUUAUGGUGAAGAGAGGUUAAUUUUACCACACGGUAGAGCAUACUAUGGAAAACAUAUUACAUUGAUUAUACGAACUGUGGCACAAGGAAGACAAACAGAGGAUUUUGAACAAUGGUCACAUCUUAAUGAAACUAUUGCAACCGUGCGUCGACAUAUCUUACAGAAGAUGCGAACAGUGUUUCCUCAGAUUUCAAAGAUUGAUUUGUAUGUUGGUGGGGAACUGCUCUCUCCAGUUGACGAUAAAAGAUUGAUUGGAAAAUGCAAUUUCCCUGACCGUGUGAUAAUCACCGUAAGAAUCGGCCAUACAAAUUCGUCAAUGCCUUCGUCCCCAGACUCGUCAUCUGAUUCUUCUGGCUCCCCACCAGCACCUUCUGAUGGGCCAAAUAUCGAAACGGAGCGCUGUUUACCCGGUGUGAUCAUUGCAACGAAAACAAGAUACGUUGCGAACUUUUUGCGACUUGCUGAAUUUGCUAUUCAAUUCAGCAUACCCGAACUACGGGAAGAGGUCUGGUGCCUACUGGGAAUUAUCCCAACAGAUUCAUCAAUGAUUGACAACAUGAGAAAAGCAUGUUCCUACAAAACUGAGAAGGACAUUGCUCCUGACGCGCAGCUACUUCAAGCAUGUUUUAACUCCACUUCGUCAGCCCAAACUGUUUAUAAUCUUGAGAUUUUAUACUCGCUUUUGAUGCCAGCUGGACAACUAUUUCGGGAAAAGGUUUUGGACUUUCAGGUGGCGUUUUUUAAAAGCGGGGGCGUAAAAUGUGUUCUCAAUCUCCUAACAAAAAGCAAUUUCCUUGAACACGCUGACACCUGGACAAGAAGGUCGGCGUAUUUGACAUUGAUGAAGAUUGUGAAAUUUGCUUUGACUGCAGUUGCGUAUGCUAAAGUAUACAUGGUUGCUGAGGCGUUGAGACCUGAGAAUCAUUCAGAGAUUGCAACUGAAACACACAGUGCUGCAGUUGUAUUACAAGCUGCAUUACAAUGCAUUCCGCAUUAUAUAUUGGAAUUUGUGUUGAGAAAUUACGCCCUGUCUCUAAGUCACCAUAUUUCAGAAGAGAUAUCAGUUCUUGUUCCUGAUAUGAAAGUUGUCAAAGCAGUUCAAAAGAUUUCUUGGACAGCCGCAGGUGGAAUGAUGCAUUUACUGCAUUGCACUAAUGAAGAAAUACACAAAGCUUUUGAAAAGAUCGACGCAGCGAAUAAUUUCUUAGACUGUGAUGACAUUGAAACGUGUAAGGAAGCUGUUGAGGUAUUAACGUUAUGCCUCGCGAUACAUCCGAAACAUCUGGAAACUUUGAGUAAAGACAGAUCAUGGCAAAGUUUUAUCACAGAUUUAGUACUACUUUGCAGUCAUGGCUCACUAAGGUGGUACGUCGUAGAACAAUUCUUUCUUAUGGCAACCAGGUGUUCAGCUGGACACAGACCCUUGAUAUUUCUUAUUACUUUAUUAUUUUCUGUUUUAACGACAAUUGUGGAAGAUAAUCCUGGAACAAGUGGCGAAUAUUUCACUCUCCUUUCAAAGUUGUUAAAUUUUGCUCACACAAUCAAUGCCCCGUAUUCAACAGCGGAGAAGUUACUAGCAAAUGAGAUCCAGUGGUUAAAGAAAGCAAAGGAUCUGGUAAAAUCAACUGGAAAUAGCGAAGCUGUUGCAGGAUGUUUACUCGAAGGACAUCUACUUAUUACAAGAGAACUGUUGUUGUUCUUAAGUCCUACAAAAAAACAUCAUGUUGGUUGUCACUCCGGUGGUCCUUGUCUAGUUAAGGAACUGUUGGAUGAGUUUAUUUUCCCUGCAUCUAAAAUCGUUAUUGAGUCAAGAAAAUACGGAGAUGUUUGGGAUAAACCGGUCAUCGCUGUAUGUAAUACCUCACCAACUCUGGUUGCGGCGUUUGAGUUACUGGUUUCAUUGUGUGCUGGUUGUAUCGAAAACAUGCAGUAUGUUUCUAAUGCUCUCACAGAAUUGUAUUAUUCAGGAAAUGAUAUGCCACUCUUGGAAUGGGAAUAUACUCCUCCUAUUGGACCACGACCUAUGAGAGGUUUUGUUGGAUUGAAAAAUGCAGGAGCGACAUGCUACAUGAAUUCUGUCAUUCAACAAAUAUUUAUGAUACCCAAAGUUCGAGAAGGUAUCUUAAAUGUGAAAGAAACAUUAACACUUCAAGACGAGGAAUGUUUGAAUGAAGACGAGAAAGCUGAAAGUGAAAGUACCGCUGACACGGGAUAUCAUUCUGAAGAUUCUAAAGACAAUAAUGAGAAAGAUGAGAACAGAGAGAAAGAAGCAAAACUUAACUUAAAAUAUCAAACAUCGAUAUUGAAACAAUUGCAGUUUAUUUUCGGGCAUCUCAGUGAAAGUCAGCUGCAAUAUUACGUUCCGCAAGGCUUGUGGAAAACAUUCAAGUAUCAAGGUGAACCAGUAAACCUCCGUGAACAACACGACGCUUUAGAAUUUUUUAACAGUUUAAUUGACAUUUUGGAUGAAGGAUUGAAAGCAGUAGGUCACGAGCCUGUUCUUAUCCGCGUACUUGGAGGAACAUUCGCCGAUCAAAAGAUAUGUAAAGGUUGCCCUCACAGAUACUCCAAAGACGAUCCAUUUAUUGCACUUACCAUUGAUAUUCGUAAUCAUCAAAACCUCAUCGAAUCACUUGAUCAGUUUGUUAAAGGAGACCUCCUCGAGGGUGCCAAUGCUUAUCAUUGUGAUAAGUGUAACAAAAAGGUUGACACUGUAAAGCGAAUGUGUUUCAAAAAAUUGCCUAAAGUAUUAGCUAUCCAGCUCAAGAGAUUUGACUAUGACUGGGAAAGGGAUGUCGCUGUGAAAUUUAAUGACUACUUUGAAUUUCCAAGAGAGUUUGACAUGGAACCAUAUACCGUGGAAGGACUGGCAAGAAUUGAAAGUGAAACCGCGGCAGAAGACGAGAACGAUGUUGAUACUGAGAACAUUCCUGAUGACAACGGCAGAGAGCAUCCAAGUACAAAAUAUCGUUUAGUAGGAGUAGUCGUACAUAGUGGACAAGCAUCUGGAGGCCAUUAUUAUUCAUAUAUUAGAACUACGACUCAUGGGUAUACCAAUUGGUUUAAAUUUGAUGACGGAGAUGUUAGUGAUUGUAAAAUGGACGACGAUGAGGAAAUGAAAACACAGUGUUUCGGAGGUGAAUAUAUGGGCGAAGUAUUCGAUCACAUGAUGAAAAGAAUGUCAUAUCGACGUCAGAAAAGAUGGUGGAAUGCCUACAUUUUGUUUUAUGAAAGAAUGGAUGAUCCAGAUAACUACGGCAACGUCGCACUCACGAAAGAUUUGAAAAUUCCUCCUGUAAUUGAACAAGAAGUUAGGAAACAAAAUAUGGAAUUCUUACAUAAUAGAAUACAGUUUUCAAAUGAAUAUUUUGAAUUCAUUAGAAAACUAGUUACCGUAAACAUUAACAUUGACUCGGAGGAUAGCGAAGAUCUUGCUUUAAUCAGCAUAACAUUAUUAUCAAAAUUUCUUUUCACAUGCGGAUUACGUACAAAGAAAACGAUAAGAGGUCCUGCAGGAGAUUGGUAUGAGGCAUUAACUGGAUUAUUACGUCAGAGUAAAACUGUUCGUCUGUGGUUUGCUCAAAACGUUUUGUUUGCACAUCCAGAAAGAAUUUCAGAAUAUCUUUUAGAAUCACCAACAGCUGAGGUGCGUACGAUGUUUUCAAAAAUGCUGGUAUUCUUAUGUCGUGUGUCAAGAGCAGAUGGAGAAUGCGAUCCUCCGUACGUUUUGGAGGAAAAACAACUUGAUUUAGAUAAAGGCAUUUCAAGGACAAUUCUUAGUGAAUAUCUACUGCGUGCUGUACUGAAACUACUACAUAAAGAAGUGCCGGAAAAUGGACGAAAUUUACAUCAAUAUUUUUCCUUCUUUUGGACGUAUGCUAAUCUUGGACUUGCCGAGAAAAAACAGUUGUUAGAUCUGAAUGUACCAGCGUUAUUUAUUCAAGUGGCUCUGGAUGAAGGUCCAGGAUUAUCGAUUCGAUAUCAGUAUCCUGAACUGGGAAAACUUUAUGCAGUUGUUUCCGUUUUAAUUCGAUCAUGUGAUGUUUCCAGUAGAUGGCAAUCCUCCAAGGAGAACGGAGAACCCAUUGUCAUGAAGGACAUGGAAAUUAUUAUGAAGAUCCAAGAAAAUGUUGAUGAGCAAAUUUUUGAAAGAUCUAACUAUGUGAAGAAGUUAAUUGAAAAUCACACCGAGGCUGAAGAAACUGUGCAGCUGUUGAAGCAUUGUUGCUGGGAAAAUCCCCAUUUCUCGUGGUUAGUUUUAAAGGAAAUCUUAUUCCAGCUAUCUUGCUCCUACACGUAUGAAAUGAGACCUUUCGUUGAUCUAUUAUUGGAAAUGACACUUCUAAACGAUUCGUGGCAAAAACAUCGUGUCGUCAACAUUUUAAAAGGAAGUGAUGGAAAAGAAGGUUUAUUUGAUACAAUUCAGCGAUCAAAAAGCCAUUAUCAUAAACGUGUUUACCAAUGCAUCAAAUUUUUAGUGUCAUUAUUUAGCCAUUGCCAGAUGGCUUACCAAAUUGUGAUUGAUUCACCUGAUUUUAAGCCAAAAUGGACUGCUGCUGUUGAAUGGCUUAAUGAUGAACUUGAACGGAGACCUUUCGGUGCAUCGAACGCCUACCCGUACAACAAUUGGUCACCGCCAGCACAAUCGAAUGAAAGUUCGAAUGGGGUUUUUCUUGAACGCUCUCAAAGUGCAAGAUUAACUUUACAAAAAGCGUUUGAAUUUGUUCCGGAGGAGGAACAAGAAGAAACUGAAGUGGAAGAGGUGACAGAAAGUGAAGUAACUGAAGAGGAAACAUCACCGGAACGACAAUCUAACGUUGCUGCGAACCAAUCAAUAUCCAGUGUUUCUGGCCAAUCAAGUUCAACAUAUCCUCUGAGUACGGAUCAGUCAUUGGAUGAUGAUGAUCCAAGUUUAGAUGAUACAGAUAAACCAGAUAAUGAGGUAAACCAAGAAAAAUCCGAUUAAAUUAUUGAUAUGAUCAAACAUAGUGUUCAGAACCUGCUUCUCAACCUUCGGAUAUGAGUGGGUUGUAAUAAUACAUCGAGAAAGCUAAUUUCUCGUUGGAUCCAAAUCCAGACUGCACUCCGGCGCUGUAAUUCUUCGUACACAAUAGAUCUCUCUCGAGAGUGCAUAUGAGACAAUAGUAAUAGCUCGAAGAGCGUCAUUUUGCUUUCCAAAUUCAAGCUGUAGUUUUGUAUGUAUGUUUCGAGGUGUCUAUUAUUUUAAGAAUUUCAUUGUGUUACUAAAACUUGAUAUGUGAGGCCUUUCUUUUGUUGUGAUAUGCCUUCAAUUCACAAAAUGCCCACAAGAGAUUAAAUAGAGGAUAAACAACUUUGUUUUUGAACAACCGUCAAAUAUCGUCCACAUUAUAGUUUGCAUUAUAUUUUAAAUGUGUCUGUUUAUACAAUAGAAAUAAAAUGAUCAUUUUAUAUGUUC
This is a messenger RNA of Dendronephthya gigantea, 8294 nucleotides long. RefSeq names its product probable ubiquitin carboxyl-terminal hydrolase FAF-X. The coding region runs from base 285 to 7823 and encodes 2512 amino acids. The record is from RefSeq and is a predicted model, not a curated record. Gene Ontology annotation, biological process: protein deubiquitination; cell migration. Gene Ontology annotation, molecular function: cysteine-type endopeptidase activity; cysteine-type deubiquitinase activity. The transcript is spliced from 66 exons. Gene Ontology annotation, cellular component: nucleus; cytosol. Lineage: Eukaryota; Metazoa; Cnidaria; Anthozoa; Malacalcyonacea; Nephtheidae.